CGGCGCUGCUGUUUACUUCCUAUCUAAUAACAUGUCGAUGUUUUGAAGUUAUAAUCAUAAAGUUAUUCAUUGUUGUUUAAGUCUGCAUUACGUCUUAUUUGUAGUUAUUUAUGGAAAUCGUAUUGUGUAGUUACAAUAUAACGAAACGAGUUUGAUCAUUCUAGUGUUAUAUGUUUAAUAUCUUUUAUAUUAUAUAAAGAUCGUAUAUUCUUGGCAUUCGUUUGUUGACGUAUAUUUUGUAAAUUAAGUUGCAUAAGUUUAUAAUUAGAUAACAAUUAUUAUCAAAUCAGUGUAUUAAGGCAUCUGUUAACAUUCCACACAGUAGUUAUUAUUAAUAUUUAUUAAAAUGGGGAAACGACAGCAUCAGAAAGAUAAAAUGUACUUAACGUACACCGAAUGGACAACAUUAUACGGUGGAAAAAGAUCAGGUCCUUUAGAAUCUACCGAAGAUACUACUUUCAGACGUUUACCUUACGAUCAUUGCUGUUUGAGUUUAAAACCAUUCGAACAUCCUUAUUGCGAUGCACAGGGGCACAUCUUUGAAUUGGAACCACUUUUGGAAUACGUUAAAAGAUUUAAACAUAAUCCUGUGACAGGAAAAUCUUUAGAUCCUAAAACGUUAAUUAAAUUAAACUUCCACAAAAAUGCACAAGGACAAUAUCAUUGCCCGAUUCUUUUCAAACCGUUUACAAAACAUUCGCAUAUCGUUGCAAUUAAAACUACAGGAAAUGUAAUGUCGUGUGAGGCAGUAGAACAAUUAAACAUUAAAACACGCAAUUGGAAGGAUUUAAUAAACGAUGAGCCUUUUACAAGGAAGGAUAUAAUUACUAUUCAAGAUCCAAAUAAUGUGACAAAGUUUAAUUUAUCGACAUUUCAUCAUAUCAAAAAUAAUAUAAGAGUCGAAGACGAAGAUGCCAAAAAGGAAAGGUCCGAUCCAACCGCAAAACUUAAAACAGUGUCUAUGGAGACUAAAGAAAUAUUGGCAGAAUUAAAAAAAAAUUAUAAAGAACCAGAAGCAAAAGAAGAAAUUAGUAAACCACAAGCUGACAAAUUUAAUGCCGCUCAUUAUUCGACUGGUGCGGUAGCUGCGGGUUUUACAUCUACUGUAAUGCCAAGAGAAACGAAUCAUCAAGCUGCAGUAAUUGCCGAAGAUUUGGUUCGUUACGAACGGGUCAAGAAGAAAGGAUACGUUAGAUUACUCACAAACUUUGGUGCCUUGAACUUAGAACUUCAUUGUGAUAUCGUACCGAAAACAUGUGAAAAUUUUAUAAAACAUUGUCAAAAUAAUUAUUACAACGGUACCAAAUUUCAUAGAUCUAUACGAAACUUUAUGAUUCAAGGAGGAGAUCCAACAAACACCGGUAACGGUGGAACAUCUAUUUGGGGUAAAUGUUUUGAAGAUGAAUUUAAACCAAAUUUAAUUCAUCAAGGAAGAGGUAUUCUUUCGAUGGCAAAUUCUGGACCAAAUACUAAUGGAUCUCAAUUUUUCAUCACCUUUCGAUCGUGUCGACAUCUCGAUCGAAAGCAUACAGUAUUUGGUAAAAUCGUCGGAGGUUUAGAAACGUUAAACACAAUAGAAAAAAUUGAAGUAGAUAACAAAGACAGACCUAUCGAAGAUAUUGUAAUACAAGGAGUAUUAGUCUUUGUAGAUCCUUUCCAAGAAGCUGAGGAACAAUUACUUGCUGAAAGAGCAGCGGAAGCAGAAAAAUUAUCACAGGAAGCAAAUAAAAGUAAAAAUGCAGAUAAAAAAGAAGGAAAUGAUGUUCUCAAAAUUUAUCGUACUGGCGUAGGCAAAUAUUUGAAGAUAAACAAGGAUGAAAAAGCGAACAAGGAUGAAAUUUUGACGACGGAGCAACCCGUUAAAAAGAAAAAGGUCGUAGCAAAUUCGUUUGGAAAUUUUUCUUCUUGGUAGAAAUAAAAAAAUAUUAAAAA
Molecule: messenger RNA, 1932 nt
Organism: Polistes canadensis
Lineage: Eukaryota; Metazoa; Arthropoda; Insecta; Hymenoptera; Vespidae
Product: peptidyl-prolyl cis-trans isomerase-like 2
Exons: 9
Coding region: 347-1912 (521 amino acids)
Biological process (GO): protein peptidyl-prolyl isomerization; protein folding; protein polyubiquitination
Cellular component (GO): catalytic step 2 spliceosome
Molecular function (GO): peptidyl-prolyl cis-trans isomerase activity; ubiquitin-ubiquitin ligase activity
Source: RefSeq, a predicted model, not a curated record